CGAAAAUGAAAUCUUUAUCCCCAAAAUUUUGAAAUUCAAAUCCGCGCUACUAGUCUCUCACUCAAUCUCGAGAGUAGGUCGUCGGCGAUGUUUUCCGGCAGGGAGAAUCCGAGGGGGACGGCGAAUGUAAACGUGCAGAAACUUUUCGGGCAGAUCUUUGAGAGGAAGAGGCGAUGCGUCGAGCAGGUCAAGCAACAAGUAGAUCUGUUUGACCAGAAUCUAGCCUGCAAAUGCCUACUUGCCGGAGUCUCUCCUCCGUCGUGGCUUUGGUCUCCGUCUCUGCCUUCCCAAACUUCAGAGUUGAAUAAGGAGGAUAUUAUCUCAGAACUACUAGUUCCUCAAUCAAGACCUUCCAUCAUUUGUCCAAGCAGUCGUCUCUUUUCAUACCAAAAGCCUGACAAUGUAAUAAGACAAGACCCGACAUUUUCUGUGGUAAAUAGCCCUUUAGAAGAGCAGCCGCUUGAAGAAGAACAACAACACGACCACUCACAGAACUUAGUCAGACGCGUUUCAAAUGCUUCUCACGAGCAGGAUGCUAAUAUUGCAUCUCCUAGAGAUGUCCAUGAGGAGGAGGGAUUGCCAGAAAGUGUCUCAACCGGUUGCAGUGAAAAUCAAAGUUGUCCGUCUCCUGAACAGUCUCAGAGUCAGAGAGUUGAAAAUAGUCUUGAUGCUACAUCUCCUGGCCGUAGCCAAGGGAAAAUGGUUCCCAAAAGUGUCCCAACUACUGGUUGUGAGCGGAAACCAUCAUCUUCCGAAGAUUUUCAAGAUGAAACUGAACCAAACACGUGCAUUGACCCUGGAUUACCACUUGCUAUGAUUCAGAGAUCAAAGUCACGUCAAAAAGCUGUGGAGCUUCGUAGUAGUGCCAAAGCUUUGAAAAGCCGUUCAAACAGUAGAAAUGAGCUCAGACCUUCUCCCAGUGGAAAUAUAGGCCUUGAGAUUGCUUCUUUAAGGUCCGACAGUGUAAGUGAAAUCAAUUUAUUUAGGCAUGAUGAGAAUGAUGAAGGUUGUCCAGACGAAGUAGAGAACAGUAAUUCUCAAGGUACCGGAGGAGAUCAGUGUAUUAAGUUUAGCUCAACUACGGAGUCUUCUACCCCACAUCAGAAAGUGGUUUCGGUGCAAAAAUCUUCCAAUGGAGAUGCUUCUGCUUCUAUUGUACCAGAAUCUCUACUCGAGUCUGGUCAUGUGAAGGAAAUGAAUAUAUUACAGACCACUGAGACAGUUGAUAGAAUAUCUGCCAAAGUAGAUGAGGAAGUGGAUGAUCCUCAAAGCAGAAGUUGCAAUAAAACAGCUUAUCUCGAUGGAGGUUCACGAUCUAGAAGCUCAAGUCAACAUAGUUCCAAGAGGGAACAUCAAAAGUCGAGCAAUUCCUUUUCUGGUGACAUUCCGUCAAGAAAUCCAAAUCCCUCUCACAGGACAGAUCAGGAAGUAGAAUUACCCCAGGUCAUACCUCUCACUAAUGAAGUUUCUAUGGUGGCAGAUGCUGGAACGAGCAUCUUUCAGUCUGAAAUGAAGGCAAAAUUCAGCAGUAAUGCUCGAGGAAAUAGAUCCGAGACCAAGCAUUCAGGCUCUGGUGAGUCUUCUUCAGUUGACGUGGAGCCAAGACAUUCAAUUUCAUUACUGCAAGGUGGUGAUGUAAAGGAGUCGCUGAUUCCCUCGACCAUUGAUGUGGAGGCUUUAGUAGUUGAAAAUAUUACCGGCGACAAUCAAUUAAAAGAAAUGGGUGAAUGUGCUGACACCAACAGAUGUUCAAGCGCUGGAAGGGUCAGCCAAACUGGCAUAUCCAGCGAAGGUUUAGUAGUUGAAGGUGUUAAAGAGUCACUGAAUCCCUCUACUAUUGAUGUUGAAGGUUUAGUAGUUGAAAAUAUUACCAGCGAGGAUAAAGCCAACGAAAAGGGUGAUUGUGUAAAGGAGUCAUUGAUUCCCUCGACUACUGAUGCUGAAGGUUUAGUAGUUGAAAAUAUUUCCAGGGACGACCAAUCAAACGAAGAGGGUGAACGUGUUGAUACUAACAGAUGUUUAAGUGCUGGAAAGGUCAGCCAAACUGGCAUAUCCACAGAUGAGACCGAGCUUUUGGGCUUUGUUGAGUCUUCUUCAGUUGAACUGCAGUCAAGACACUCAGUAAUGCAAUCAGAGGAUGAAACUGUAUUGUUGAAGCCCGUUGCUGUUACUGGUGAAGCUUUAUUAGUGGAGGAAGAUAGCGCUGGUGAAUCAAUAGAAAUUAGCAAUACUCCAAAAUCUAGAAGCGUUACCCGAACUGACGUCCCGGUAGUUGAGCCAGUGGCGCUUGAAUCUUUUCUUCAGGAAAGCGGUACUCCAGAAGACUUGACUGACCAUUCUAAAAAAUGUGAUACUAGUUGUGGGUCCAAGGAAGUGCAGCCACAUGCAAAGGGUUCAUUGACCAAAGCGGGGAGUAACCAAUGCCAUGGAAGAUUAAGUAGGCCAAGAAGCUCAGCAAAUGAAGAGGAAUCAGAAAAUGAUUUGAAGGCUCUUUCUGUUGGCUCUGAUAAGUGGGCUGACAAACAGCUUGAAAUUAGAGGAGGAAAUUCAUCAUUGGGGACACAUGUUCUCCCUGUAUUUGUGAAGCCUGAAUCACCCUGUUUUGAUGAUAGUGAAGAACGCAACUCAGAUGAGAUUCCAAUGAAUAGUCGAGAAAAAUCUACAAUGGUGAAGGCCCCAACACCAGCAUCCGCCGCAAGGGUGUUAGAAGUUCCAUCUCUCGCUGAUUCUGAAGUGAUUCUCUUGGCAGACAAUGAAAUGAAUGACAGUGGGGAUUAUAAUGGCUUAAAGAAAGAAAUAGUACCAGAAACGGAAUCGCCUGCAAGCCAUGCUGGCUUAAAAGUGGGAGAGAAUGAGCCUCAAGAAUCAUUAACAAAGAGGCCUCAACCUGAAACCUCUGACGAAGGUGUUCCCCCAGUUAAAAGAAAUGUAGCAUAUUCAGAAACAGGCGAAUCUCAUCGUCCAGAGAGCUCUAUGCAGGAAUUUUUCUGCUCUAGUUCCUCCAUGGAGGGUUCCCAACUGCAAAAUAAGCGGAGAAGAACCCUGGACAUACUUUCGUCAAGCCCAGCGGGAGACAUUCUCGAUUCAGGUUCUGUUAGGGAAAAAGCACAUCUUAUGGAGGAAGGCGCAUGUCACAACCUCAAUUACUAUGAUGUUGAGUUACAGAAGAUAAUUGGAUCUGCACCUUCAGAUCACUAUGAUGUUGAGUUUCAAAAGAUGAUUGGAUCUGCAUCGUCAGCUGAGUUACGAUUUGAAGAGGGCUACCUAUUCAAGGAAGCUGGGUUGAUGAGUCCUGCCUCGCUUUCCUUCAGACCAGAACAGCUAAGUGUACAGAGGAGUCAUAUUGCUCCAAAUCAGGGAUUUAAAACAGAAAGUGUGGGCUUUCUGCCAUUUGCUGGAGAAACCUGUCAUCCAUUUGCUAGUUGCGGUGUCCGAGGUUCAGAUUGUUCUCCUUGUUUAUCACCCUUAGGUUUGAUUGGCUCAGAGGAUGGAAGCCCCCCUGUUUUGGAGGGAUUUAUAAUCCAAACUGAUGAUGAAAGUCAAAGCGCUUCCAAAAGCCAGAUAAAACAUGACAGCUUCCAACUUCCAAGAACUACAGCAGAAAGUGCAACAAUGAUAGAGAAGAUUCGCAAGUCUGCUUGCAAGACCACUCCGUCCUUACAUCUGGCUAAAACAUUUAAGUUCAAUGGAAAACUGGACUUGGAUCAGUCCGUUUCAACUGAGCUGCUUGAUGGCAUGUUUUUCAGCCAGAAUCUUGAAGAUAGCUCUGUCUUUGAUAACUUGGGGAUUAACCAUGAUUAUACAGGAAGAUUGUACACUGACUGUCUGCCUUUUACUGGUGCUGGCUCAUCUGCUGAUGCUAGGAAUCCUCGCACAUCUCCAACUGAGAAGUUGUGGUAUAGAAGCUUGCAAAAGUCUUCCAGUUCAGAGAAGCGCGGCAGUCAAACACCAGACCUACCUUGCAUUAGCGAAGAGAUUGAGAACGUAGAUGAGGAAGCUGAGAACUUAUGUACCAACACUCCAAAGUCUAUGAGCUUAGAGAAGCGAGGAAGUUCAGUUCCGGACCUUCCUUGCAUAGCUGAAGAGAAUGAAAACGUAGAUGAGAUGUCCGAAGCUGUUAAUGACGUAUCUGAUUCCGAAAGGGGGAAUGACUCUGCUGAAAGGAAACCUCUUGCUGAUGCAACUGAAGACCCUCUGAAAAUUCUUCCAUCUGUCUCCGAAGCCAAGUAUCCUGUUGACAGACAGAGUCUGGACUCUGUCAAUACUGCAUUCAGCUUUUCGGCUACGUGCAACAACAGUGUCAAAAGUAAAGUGGGAAGGCAGAACGGUGGUAGCCGAAGAUUCACGGGUAAAGGUAAAGAGAACCAAGGUGGAGCAGGUGCUGGAAGAAGUGUUAGACCGCCUAGUAGCAGGUUCAGUAAGGCUAAGUUGUCUUGUAACUCGAGCCUGACAUCUCUAAGGCCGCGAUUACCGGAAAAAGAACCUAGGCACAACAACAUUGUUUCCAACAUCACUUCGUUCGUUCCACUUGUGCAGCAGCAAAAACCAGUAGCUGCACUAUUUACAGGCAAGAGGGAUGUCAAGGUAAAGGCCCUGGAGGCUGCUGAGGCUUCAAAACGGAUUGCUGAACAGAAAGAGAUUGAUCGUAAGAUGAAGAAAGAAGCUAUGAAGCUUGAGCGUGCAAGGGUAGAACAAGAAAAUGUGAGAAAGCAGGAGAUGGUGAAGAAGAAGAAGAAGGAAGAAGAGCAAAAGAAAAAGGAGGCGGAAAUGGCUUUGAAGCAGGAGAUGGAGAAGAAAAAGAAAGAAGAAGAGCGGAAGAGAAAGGAGUUUGAAAUGGCGGAUAGGAAGAGGCAGCGAGAAGAAGAGAAAAAGUUGAAGGAAGCUAAAAGACAGCGUGUUGCAGAAAAUCAGAGACAGCAAAAAGAGGCUGAUGAGAAACUACAAGCUGAAAAAGAACUGAAAAGACAAGCUAUGGAUGCAAAGAUAAAAGCACUGAAGGAACUUAAAGAAGACCAAAGUAAUGCUGAGAAAGCUCGAGGACAGGCGAAAACUAGGAUCCCUGAAGUAAGAUCAAAGAGUAAUUCCAGCAGCGAUACCAAUGCGUCAAGAACCUCUAGAGAUGAGGAUUUCAAGGUAAUAAGCAAUCCAGGGAAAAUGUCUGAAGAGUCCUACGACAUCUCUCCAUACAAAUGCUCAGACGACGAAAAUGAUGAAGAAGACGACUAUGACGACAUGUCGAACCACAAAUUCGUUCCUUCUUGGGCCAGCAAGAGCAACAUUCUUCUCACUGUCAUUUCCCAACAAAAUCGUGAUCCUGAUAUUACUUUCCCUGCAAGAAGCUUCCGCAAUAUAACCCAAGUUCUUUUGCCGCGUAAAUUCCGAUCGUAAACGAGGAGCAAAACUCAGAUUUGAAGAGACAGUAAAACUUAAAACCACAAACAAAGUAAGGGACUUUUGUGUUUCAAGUUCCUUUCUUUUUGCAGGAAAUGAGGAGUAAAUCCUUAGUAGCUUGAGCUUAAGUUCAUAGAGUAGUAGUAAGUAGUUUGUGAAUACAGUCUUUUUGUGGUUAACCUAUUGUAGCAACUUAUUAUCAAAAAUCGAAUCUUCUCAAGAUUCCUUUAUGCUUUAGUAAGGAUUUAGUGAAUGGGUAUGUAAUAAUAAUUAAUUACGUUCAUACGUAACGGCUAUUUCUAUUUUAUAUCUAUUCUAAUUUUCUAAGGUUGUGUACUUAUGUGGAUUCUCCUAGUGGAAAGAGCCAGGUGCUGAAAGCAAGAGAUUUGUACAUAUUCA
Molecule: messenger RNA, 5790 nt
Organism: Thlaspi arvense
Lineage: Eukaryota; Viridiplantae; Streptophyta; Magnoliopsida; Brassicales; Brassicaceae
Source: the annotation of a GenBank genome assembly